GUAAAACUGAGGAGUUCUGAAGCAGCAGGGUGGAGGGAGACCAGCGAAAUGGUGAUAUACACAGGAGUGCAUUCCUGAUCUUUCCUCUCGAUAUCGGCGCCACAUAAACAGGAUUACCAGGGUGAGAGGCUUCGAGCUGAAUGGCCAGUUCACAAAAGCUGUUGUUGGUGUGUUUAUGAAACCGAAGACACUCUCAUCACUCAAUUACAACAACUCAGAAAAAAAGAAGAUAAAAUAUGUACCAUGCCCAAAGGGAAGGGAGCCAAAGGGACAAAGCUGACCCUCAAAGUUGCCAAAAAGGCAAUACGGAUGACCCCGGAUGGACGGCGCCGGCUCACUCUUAGCAACAUGGGUAUUACCAUCUUCCCAAAGUGUCUCCUAAAACUGACCAACGUGGACGAGUUGGACCUCAGCCGCAACAUGAUACAGAAACUCCCAGAUAACAUCGGGAACUUCUCGUCAUUGAGAUGGUUGGAUCUACACAGCAACAAGCUGGAGUCUGUGCCCGAAUCCAUCGGCAACCUGGUGGGCCUGACCCACCUCAACCUCUCAAACAACCGCCUGAUCUCUGCUGGUUUACCGUCCACGUUGGGUUCUCUCACCAGCCUGAAGAGCCUCAAUCUGGGAAUGAACCAGCUAGACACCCUGCCUCCCACUAUGGAGGCUCUAGAUAGUCUUCAAGAGUUAGGUCUGUUUGAUAACCUCUUCAUCAAUCUACCAGAGUUUUUAAAAGUCCUACGCAACCUCACAAAGAUGAACAUGAAACAAAAUCCUCUAUCGUAUGUUCAGGAGGAUGGUGAGGGGAUGCAGAAGGAAAAAUCAGAAGCAGAGGGAGAUGUGUAUCUGGUCCAUGAGAGCAGCCUGUGUAGGACAUGCCUUAAGAGAUGUCAAGAGGAGAGGGAAAGGAUGACAAGAGGUGGAGGAGGAAGAGGAGGAGGAGGAGGAGGAGGAGGAGGAGGAGGAGGAGGAGGAGGAGGUGACGCGUUUGAGGAGAAAAGGAUAAGGACUUAUCAGGGACUGAUGGCGCCAAACUCAGUGGCUACAGUCAAUCAAGAUGUGUGGAGAAUAAGAAAGGUGGAACACAAGUCAAUCAAAUGAUGAUGCAACCAAACAGCAUCAAAACUAUAGUACAAAUGGAAUGAAUGUCACUUUUAGGCACCUCUAUAAACUUUAAUAAUAUUUGCAUAAUAUACUUACUAUAUGUCACACAACAAUUUUUUUUAUGUAUUUACCGUUUUAAUGGAUUUAAUAAAA
This is a messenger RNA of Anoplopoma fimbria (sablefish), 1254 nucleotides long. It is a transcript of the gene lrrc18a, whose product is annotated as leucine rich repeat containing 18a. The coding region runs from base 244 to 1098 and encodes 284 amino acids. The transcript is spliced from 4 exons. Lineage: Eukaryota; Metazoa; Chordata; Actinopteri; Perciformes; Anoplopomatidae. Gene Ontology annotation, molecular function: protein binding. The record is from RefSeq and is a predicted model, not a curated record.